Molecule: messenger RNA, 4895 nt
Organism: Hypoxylon fragiforme
Lineage: Eukaryota; Fungi; Ascomycota; Sordariomycetes; Xylariales; Hypoxylaceae
Product: tetratricopeptide
Exons: 3
Coding region: 251-4492 (1413 amino acids)
Cellular component (GO): Ski complex
Molecular function (GO): protein binding
Source: RefSeq, a predicted model, not a curated record
CUUAUCAGCUUCAAUCAGUACAUACAUGACGAAAUCAGUACUUGAAGUACACCCGACCUUUCGCCGCGAUCCACUCGUAGCUCAUACACAAGGGGACAACUGAAUUUAAUGGUUCUUUCCAAUCAAAAGAGUUCUCAGAUCAAAAAAGAAAAAGGAAAAGAAAAUACUUCAAUGAUGAAAUGCCACAAAACACUCGUGGAAAAUCACCCCAAGAUAUGACCUUGAGUAUAUCAGGUACACUUUCCCUAAGAUGGCGAGCAUCAAGGCCUCAUUGAAGGCUAUCAACGAAGCUAUUCGCCAGCAAAAAUGGGAUGAUGCUUUAGCACAAGCUGAAAAUAUCAUCAGCAAAGACUCCAAGAACUAUCAAGCCCAUGUGUUUAAAGCCUUUGUAUUAGACAAGAAGAACCAACUAGAUCUAGCCGAAGCCGCCUACAACACCGCAGUCAGUAUCCGAUCUGAUAGCCAAGCAUGGCAGGGUCUGGUCCAGGUCUACGAGAAACAGGGGCCCAAGGCUCUACAGAAAUAUCAGCUCGCCGCUCUCAAGCUUGCUGAAAUUUUCAGGGAUGCGGAAGACGUGCAGAAGUGCCAAAAUGUCGUAGACAAGUUCAUUGACUUUGCUCGCACGAAGUGUGACCGAGCCCAAUAUGUUCAAGCUUUACAUCUCAUCCUUCCCGACAGUCCCAUAUAUCCUGCUCUUGAAGGCCGGGUUCCUCAUCCUGCUAGAACCUAUGAGACUAUGGCCCAGAUCUUGGAGGUUGAAGAAAAGAAGCGUAUCAAUAUCCUCAUUGGUGAACGUCGAACAAGGCUAGGCGCUAAACUCAGUGAGGUUACUCUUGAGGUCAACCGAGAAGUCUUAUGUCAGAGCGAGCUAGCCGACAUCUAUGAGAAACUUACGCUCUGGGUCCAUGAUGAUGAUGUCAGGCGUCAAUAUGAAGAGAAAUUACUUCAAUUCCGAUAUGACCGUCUCCUGGUCACUCCCCCCCAAACCAAAGCUGCUGAGAUUCAAGUUGUUCAGAAGUUGGCAAACGACAUGGUCAUUAUCAAACACCCUUUCAAGCUUGCUUGGGACAUUGCGGUCGAAUGGCAAGACUAUAAGGAAAUUAAGGACUGGGAUGUCAAUGUGCUUAACGAAUAUUGCUCCUUCUUCCCCGAUAGUGAUCUUUAUCGUGUCUUGACAGGUUUCAUGACAAGUGACAUCUCACCAUUCCCAAAAAGGACGGUGCCAGCUCCAGCACCCGCGCUUACGUCUGAGACAGACGAAGAAAGCGAAGAUGAUGAAGAUGGUGGUGCUCCGACGUCAGUCGUGCCAUACACCGACGAAGACAGGCUCUUAAUGAUGAUGGAAGGGAUUUCGACUACCAGCUCUUUGCUCGCUCACAGAUUAAUGGGAGAGUAUUACCAGAACCUAGAAGACCACGAAAGUAACGUGGAGCUUAUGAGAAAGGCAAUCAAGAUAAUGAUUGCGGAAACAGAAAAGAUUGGCAAGGUCUUUACGAAUGCUAAUCAGGCUUUCAUGCUUUACCUGGGUACUGCAUUGGUGUUCUAUCAAUCUCCCAGGAAUCACGGCGAAGCGAAAUGUCUGUUCGACAAGGUACUGGAAGUGGACUCCACGUCAACCGCUGCGAUGAUUGGCGUUGGUCUAAUCUAUGAAGAGGAGGAGGAAUUCGAUCAGGCAAUCGAAUUCUUGGAACGAGCACUUGAAGGUGAUAGCAGCAACCUCCGUGUCCGUGCUGAGGUUGGUUGGCUCUAUUCAUUGAAAGGCGACUACAUACGUGGGAAGAAGGAGCUCGAGUCUCUUUUACCAUCCAUGAUGCAGGCUUCAGUGUCUAAGGAUUUGCUAGCCCAGACACAAUAUCGACUAGGCUGUUGUAUUUGGAACCUCGACUCCUCAAAAACUGCCAGGAAGAGUCGGAAGGGUGCAUAUGCCUACUUCCUAGAUGCUAUAAAGAGCAACUUCAAUUAUGCCCCGGCAUAUAGUAGCUUGGGUAUUUACUAUGCAGAUUACGCGAAGGACAACAAGAGGGCCCGAAAAUGCUUUCUCAAGGCUGUAGAGCUAUCGUCAGCUGAAGUUGAGUCUGCCGAAAGGCUUGCACGCUCGUUCGCUGACGACGGGGAUUGGGAUCGCGUUGAAUUGGUAGCACGGCGAAUCGUGGACUCGGGCAGAGUUAGGCCGCCUCCAGGAUCUAAGAAGAAGGGCAUCAGUUGGCCCUUAUCUGCACUUGGGGUGGCUGAGUUGAACAAACAGGAUUAUGCCAAAGCAGUGGUCUCGUUUCAACAAGCCCUGCGUAUUUCUCCCGAAGACUAUCACUCCUGGGUCGGUCUGGGUGAAAGUUACCACAACUCGGGACGAUUUAUUGCAGCCACGAAAGCAAUUCAAAACGCCCAAAAGUUGGAACAAAAUGCGGACAGCGGCAAGAUCGGUGACACUUGGUUCACGAAAUAUAUGCUCGCUAACAUUAAACGCGAGCUUGGCGAGUUUGACGAAGCCAUCGAUCUAUACCACGAGGUCAUAUCGAAUCGCCCAGAGGAAGAGGGUGUUGCUAUAGCCCUGAUGCAGACCAUGGUUGAAAAUGCUUCGGACUGUGUCGAAAAGGGCAUAUUUGGUAAAUCGAUUGAAUUGGCUAGCAAAGCCUUAUCCCUUGCCCUAACCGUGCCAAUCAACCUCAUUAGCACCUUCAAUUUCUGGAAGGCAGUCGGCGAUUCGUGCUCCAUCUACUCUACCGUUCAAAGUCACGUGUCCGAUCUCCCCACUGACGGUAUCCGGAAGCUGCUUGAUCUAGGAAUAGAAAACAAUUCUGCGUAUGCCGUCUUGGAGGAUAUCGAUGGUGUGGGCAAAGACAUUAUCUUUGCUGAAGGCAGAUUCCCCGUGGAUGAACAACUUGGAGUUGAUCUCACCCGAAGUCUCCACACCGCUAUUCUAGCCCACAAGCGGGCAAUUCACGAGUCAGCCAACGACGCUCAUGCUCAGGCAGUUGCAUACUACAACUUGGGCUGGGCCGAGAACCGGGCCCACGUUUGCCUUCCUGUCCAACUUCGCGGCUCAUCAAGCAGGUAUCAGAAGGCCGCCGUGCGAUGUUUCAAGCGAGCAAUAGAGCUUGAAGCCGCAAACGCAGAAUUUUGGAACUCGCUAGGCGUUGUCACGAGCGAAAUCAAUCCAUCCGUGGCGCAACAUGCAUUCGUCCGCAGCCUAUUCCUCAACGAAAGAAGCGCUCACGUGUGGGCAAACCUUGGAGCCUUAGCACUUCUCCAGAACGAUGGCCAGCUUGCGAACGCGGCCUUUACGCGGGCACAGUCCAAUGAUCCCGACUACGCUCACGCCUGGUUAGGCCAGGGCCUGGUCGCGCUCCUAUAUGAUGACCCCAAGGAAGCUCACGGCCUCUUCACUCAUGCAAUGGACAUCUCCGAAUCUUCCUCACUUCUUACGAGACGUCAAUACCCCAUAUCCAUGUUCGACCAUAUCCUCUCAAGCACAUCCGAUAUAGGCAUCACAUCCCUAAUACAACCUCUAUUUGCUCUCACUCAACUGCAGCGUCUGGAUCCACAAGAUCUCGCUUAUCGGCACCUUUCUACCUUGUAUCAAGAAAGAACGAAUGAUAGUAUUUGGGCGAUAAAUGCCCUCGAAAAUACCUGCGAGCAAUUGAAGGAAAACUAUGAGGCUACCGAAUCUACAAAAUCCCUUGGACGCCUUGCCCUAGCCAAAGCCGACCUUGCUCGGUCAUAUCUUUCGGCUGGUGAAUAUGAGAAGGCCAUAGAUUGUGGAGAAAGCGCUUUAGGUAUAAACAGCGACAAGCUCACGGCUGACCAGCGUACAAAGGCUCGUCUAUCAGCUCAUCUAACCGUAGGACUAGCACAGUACUUCUUGAAAGACAUCCAGUCAGCUUUGUCGUACUUUACAGCCGCUCUUGAAGAGUCCAGCGAGAAUCCAGACGCUGUCUGUCUUCUGGCCCAAAUGCUAUGGGCUAGUGGUACUAGCGAGGCUAGAGAGAAGGCACGGGAUAUUCUGUUCGGUGUAAUCGAAAACGAUGCUACUCACGUACAGUCCGUUCUGCUUUUGGGUAUCAUCGCCUUACUCGAUGAAGACGAAGAGUCUCUCGACGCCGUUGUUUCGGAACUUCAAACGCUCCGGACCAGCGAAAAAGUCACCAACGCUGAACAUUCUCAGAUUGGUGAAGUAUUCCGUGCCGUUGCCAUACUAUCGGAAACCGGUACAGAUAGUGAUGUCCUUGCUGAACUUCAGACUGAUGUUAUGCUGUACCCACACCUUCCACACGGAUGGUCGAGGUUAGCCGAGUCUACAGGGGACGAGUAUCCAGCAGAUAUGGCCCUGAAAGUGGCACUAAAGGCCAUCCCGCCGAAAGGCGAACUUGGUGCUGUGGGUCUAGCCGAUGCAUAUGCAGGAACUUGCAAGGCUGCCGAUGCCCAGACGGCAAUUUUCAUCGCGCCCUGGAGCAGUACUGGCUGGGAGUCAUUGGGCAGUGCAAUCUCAUCAUAAACGGUUGCACUGCUAAUUCUUGGCUUUUUUUUUUUCAUGAUACAAGCCUGUAGCAUAUCAGCCCCAGGUUGUUGCAUGAGUGAUAUGGGAGAUGCGCGGCUAGUCACCUGAUGGGAAUGAGAGUAAAUGAGUAACUAUCAUCUUGAUGCAUACAAUUCUCUGGUAUUCAUCUUUCAAGGAGACGCAAGUGUUAUAUUAAAAUGAGGCUAGGUCAAUGCCUUCUUAAUAUACCUUUGUAAACUUUGGAAUUAUCCCUGGACUAUAUCCAGGAUUCAUUUUCAACAAGAUGGGCCUAUGGAAGGAAGGUAUCAUUCAUACCUAGGUAACUACCUAGUACCAAUAAUUUCAUGUCCCAACCAAGAUAGCCUCUUAAUUUACUAUCAAUUAAGACAAUGCCAAAUGA